Messenger RNA from Didymella exigua CBS 183.55, 1365 nucleotides. RefSeq lists its product as uncharacterized. Bases 1 to 1365 code for a protein of 454 amino acids. NCBI's taxonomy places the organism in Eukaryota, Fungi, Ascomycota, Dothideomycetes, Pleosporales, Didymellaceae. Gene Ontology annotation, cellular component: endoplasmic reticulum. Gene Ontology annotation, molecular function: oxidoreductase activity. The record is from RefSeq and is a predicted model, not a curated record. The transcript has 2 exons.
AUGGCAGACAAAGUAUACAGCCUCGAGGAGGUGGGCAAGCAUACCUCGAAGACCGACAUCUGGAUCGUUGUGUGGAAUCACGUUUACGAUGUGACCGAUUACCAGGAAGACCAUCCCGGGGGGAAGGAGUACCUACUCGAGAAUGCAGGCACAGACGCAACAACCGCAUACGAAGACAUCGGCCACUCGACUGACGCAAGAGAAAUAUUGGAGAAUUUUCGCAUCGGAAUGGUCACGGAUGACGACUGGGUGGACCAUGAAACGAAGAAGAUGCCGGAAAUUAAACCUCGAAAUGUCCAUGUCGUCAACAACCUACCUCCACCGAAGUCACAUGACUUGCACUUGCCUGUAGUAGCGGGCGGUCUUGGAUCCCUCAUUGCGGCCAUCCUCCUCGGCCGCCAAUACUCUUCCGUCUUGCACCGCUUCCAGACGAGUGGGUUUUGGAAGGGGUUCGCAUUGUCUACGCUUGCCAGUCUGGCUUUGGCGGCGUACACCAGUCUGUGGGCCGCGAAGAACCUCAACGUGGCACACAGGGACUUCCAGUCGUAUCCAGCGUAUAUCAAAGCCAAAUCUACAUCCGCUAAAGUUUCUAAGAAGAAGGACAUCAACCUUGGGGUUCUCAAUGCUCGCGAAUAUCAGGAGUUCCCGUUGAAGGAAAAGUUCAACAUUUCUCACGACACCAUCCGCUUCGUAUUCAGUCUUCCAAAUGCAAACUCUGUAUUGGGGCUGCCGACAGGGCAGCACAUUGCGAUCAGACAUGAGGUUGAUGGGAAGCAAAUCGCUCGGUCAUACACGCCUACUUCUAGCAACAAGGACACGGGCCGCUUGGAGCUGACCAUCAAGAUCUAUGAGGGAGGCAAGCUGACACCAUACCUGAGCAGUCUCAAUAUCGGGGACAAGGUUGAGAUCAGAGGGCCGAAGGGGGAGAUGAAGUAUCAUAAGAAUUUGGUAAAAGAGCUUGGCAUGAUCGCAGGCGGAACCGGUAUUACGCCUAUGUUCCAAAUCAUUCGUCGCAUCUGCGAAGACCCACGAGACGAUACCAAGACUACGCUUCUCUACGCUAAUAAGACCGAGGGUGACAUUUUAUUGAAGGAAGAACUGGACAAGUUUGCUGAUAAGUACGAUCAGUUCAAGGUAUACUAUGUGCUCAGCAGUCCUGCUGAAGGCUGGCAAGGGGGAAAAGGACGCGUCAACAGGGAGCUGAUUGAAGAGUUCCUGCCGGCGCCCGCAGGUAUGGACUCAAAGGUGCUCGUCUGUGGACCUGAUCUCAUGAUGGAAAGCAUGGUAAAGAUGUUGCAAGAAAGAGGUUUCAAACCACCAGGCAAGAUCUCCAAACCGCAGGAUGAGAUCUUUACCUUCCAGUGA